Messenger RNA from Aspergillus novofumigatus IBT 16806, 251 nucleotides. Its product is annotated as U4/U6-U5 snRNP complex subunit LSM6. Gene Ontology annotation, cellular component: sno(s)RNA-containing ribonucleoprotein complex; U4/U6 x U5 tri-snRNP complex; U6 snRNP. The record is from RefSeq and is a predicted model, not a curated record. The annotation marks the transcript as partial. The transcript has 2 exons. Gene Ontology annotation, molecular function: RNA binding. Lineage: Eukaryota; Fungi; Ascomycota; Eurotiomycetes; Eurotiales; Aspergillaceae. Gene Ontology annotation, biological process: maturation of SSU-rRNA; mRNA splicing, via spliceosome.
AUCAGCAUACUGGUGUUUACCAAAUUAUGGAGAAUGGUGCUUCAUCUGAAGGAAGGGAUCCGUCAGCCUUCCUUAGUGAAAUAAUUGGUGCUCCAGUUACAGUAAAGCUAAAUUCAGGUGUUGUCUACAGAGGCGAGCUCCAAUCUGUAGAUGGUUACAUGAAUAUUGCCCUGGAGAGAUCCGAAGAAUUUGUGGAUGGCAAAUUAAGGCGAAGUUACGGAGACGCUUUCAUUCGGGGAAACAAUGGUCUG